Pecten maximus is the source of this 11790-nucleotide messenger RNA. RefSeq names its product E3 ubiquitin-protein ligase HECW2-like. The record is from RefSeq and is a predicted model, not a curated record. NCBI's taxonomy places the organism in Eukaryota, Metazoa, Mollusca, Bivalvia, Pectinida, Pectinidae. Gene Ontology annotation, molecular function: protein binding; ubiquitin-protein transferase activity. Bases 209 to 6364 code for a protein of 2051 amino acids. Gene Ontology annotation, biological process: regulation of dendrite morphogenesis. The transcript is spliced from 28 exons.
ACCCAUCAUGGAAGCAAGGAAGAGGAUGGAGGAUGUAGGCUGAAGAUUGCUGCAGUCUCUUCUUCAUGGGAGCUGAGCAAUAAAACAAGAUGGGUUGAUACAUAAGGAUUUCCUGUUGAUGAUUUGUGUUAUGAUGGCACCACAAGAGUUUAAGCCGUAAAGUAUAGGAUAUUCAUCAAAAGUUCAAAUUAAAUUCAUUUAAAAAGAAAUGGCCGAAGCUAUACCACGGUCUCCUGCCGAUUUUUCAGCCGCAGAUGAUUUAUCACUGCCAGCACCCUCAUCACCUCUGAUGUCUCAUUUAAACCCGUUACAUAUCCGAGAGAGAAGCAACAGUGAGUCGGACAUUGCAACACUUAGUCCACAGAACUUAUCAUGUCUAGAAGUGGACAGGAGUUUUGUGGACCUGUCAAAUGACAGCACUAUCACUGUUCAAUGGGACAUUAAGGAGGAUGUGGGCUCCAAUGACCUCAUUGGUCUUUAUCCUUCAGGUGAGACUGAUUCUUCCAAGUUUUUGGACAGUAAGAAUCGCGGUGUGAAUGGUGGACAGACAGGUCAGAUACUGUGGGAUCUAACGGAGGUCAUCCAUCACUUUACAGAUGUGGAAUCCCGCAUAACAUUCAAGUACUUCCUGGGGACAACUGGAGAGCUGGUCGCGACAAGUCAGUCAGUGUGUGUGAAGAAUCCAAUGGUCACAUCACAGACAGAGGAGGAUGGUACAGUGACUGGUCUGGAAAGCAAAGAAGAGUCUGUCGCUAAACUAAACAAACUCAAGCUCACCAUAGCAGAUGUGGAAGCCAAAAAUCUUAAAAAAGGAAUGUUUUUCAACCCUGACCCCUACAUCAAGAUGACAAUUCACCCAGGAAAGCUAUGUCCGUCCACAUCCCACCACCAUCAUGAGUUACGAACAAGUAUAUGUCCAAACACCACCAACCCACACUGGCCCCAUGCGACAUUUGCAUUUGAAUCGUAUCCAACUGAUAUAAUGGAAUUUGAAAUCAAAGACAAAUUUGCCAAAAGUCGUCCAACAAUCAGUCGUUUCCUGGGUCGGGCUGCACUGACUGUACAGAAAGUGAUGGACAAGUCUGGUAAAAGUCCUGUAUCUUUUUGCUUGGACCUGACCAAGAGAAAUCCAUCAGAUAGUGUGAGUGGCAUUCUGAAAUUUAGUGCAGGCAUAGACACCUGGAAGGAAGGUGACACGGCCAAACGCAAGACAGCUACACUUAAACAUGCACAAUCUGAAGAUGAAGGUCAGACAAAAAGAGAAAGGAAGCCAAAUUUCCGAAAGUCCUCUUUACCAGAAAAUAUCGCCCUACAGAGGAGUGUAAAUCGGUGUCCAUUGCACCAUCACACUGACCUUGAAAUGGCAAUGACAGCUGAUGACAGCAACUCGGAGGACCAGGAGGAUUCUGGGAUAUCAAUGUAUAAUAUCUCAAACUCACAAAGCCGUAUCCCUGGCGAUGUAGACAUUGACUUGGUGGAGAAUAAAGAGGAACUACUUAGCUGUAGUCCUCCCAAUCUUGCGUCAGUUCCAAGUAUAAUAUGUGAUUUUCAUAACCAUCUUGAUGUACCCAACUCGCGGACUGAUGAAACUGUGACUCCGUCUAGUAGUGAUAAUUCAGGGGGCUCAGAGAUUACUCCUGAGCCAAAUCACAGACAGAAUGUCCCGUCACUGGAUGCAUGGGUGACCACAACUUUGUCCAGUGACGAUCACAGCCUAACAGUCCCUAGCAUGGCCUCGGAUUCGUCUGACGGCUGGACUGCGGCUGUGUCCACCGACCCUGUUGUGGAUAGUAAUGGGGAUAUAGAUUCUACAGGACUAGAUUCUGCGGCUGUGUUAGAGGCAGAGAAUGCUCUGGAGUCUGCUGCUGUGUUAGAGGCAAAGAAUGCUCUCACAUCUAGUAAAACAAGGGCUAGCAAGCCUUUACCUUUAAUACCCAGUGAUUGUACUCAACCGAAUGAUCAGGAUUCCAUGGACAACAGCUCGUUUAAUCAAAUAUUACCUGGGGAGGGGACAUCUUGUGGUCCCUCAUCUCCUAGGGAGGGGACAUCUUGUGAUCUCUCAUCUCCUAGGGAGGGGACAUCUUCAUCUUGUGGUCCCUCAUCUCCUAGGGAGGGGACAUCUUGUGGUCUCUUAUCUCCUAGGGAGGGGACAUCUUGUGGUUUCUCAUCUCCUAGGGAGGGGACAUCUUAUGGCCUCUCUUCUCCUAGGGAGGAGACAUCAUGUGGUCUCUCAUCUUCUAGGGAGGGGACAUCUUGUGGCCUCUCUUCUCCUAGGGAGGGGACAUCAUGUGGCCUCUCUUCUCCUAGGGAGGAGACACCUUGUGGUCAAUCUUCUGGAAAUGUGAUAGCUGCAGAUCUUUCCUUGCCAGUAGUAUGUAGUGGUGUUAGUGAUAUGAAUGUGAUAGUUUCGGAUGUGACUUCUUCGGAUGUUAUAAGUGUGAUAUCUAGCACAGUGGUGUCCCCAGUAGCGGAUUCUAGUGCCUCAGGGUGUGUGAUAGGUGGUGCAACUUCUCUGGGGCACAUGACGGAUGGAGGUAUUGGUGAUGGAGUAGACAACAUGGCAGGUAGUGUGGUGACUAAUGGUGAGGUGGUAUCACCGUGUGUGGCACCACCUAGCUUGCCACCGCGGACGUACAAAGCUCCGCCACUGCCACCGAGACAGCGGAGUGAUGAUGCACCACCUCUACCACCACGUACGCCAGAGAGGAACGACAAACCUUCCUUCACACCAGGCGCACUCAUGAGCCCUGGAACUUCUUCUUUGGUACCGGAACCUGGAUCUUUAGAGCUGCCCCCACCUCCCCUCCCACCUCGUAGGUACAGCCCUAUCCCUCACCUCUCUGUAGGUGGAGGGGCUGUGGGGGCAGUGUUAGAGCGAGAGGAUAGUGCCAGUGACAGAAACAGCUUCGACAGCAUGGAAACUUUUCAAGGUUCACAGGAGAAUCUCUUGUCUGAAUCUCCUAAUGUGAUAGGUGCGGAGGGUGUGACAACCCGCCCACGUGCCAUGCGUACAGACAAUGAUGCCCCAGGGCUGGAGGAGGAGGGUGGUAAGAAACGACGGAGAAGGAAAAAGAAUUCAGGGGAUAGUAGUAGCAAUAGUAGUUUGAGUGAAUCGCCUCUGCAUAAUGGUAGUAAGAGUGGAAGACACAAUGAGUCACCCCAGGGUGGUAAGAGUAAUCGACACAGCACCAGUGAUCCAUCCCUGCCCCCGACUGGUAAGGCAGGAAGCAAUAGACAAAACAGCAGUGGGGGAGGGGGCAGCGGCACAGUGUUUGCUCAGCUUGCCAUGCUCCCCUCCAUCGAGUCAGUUGUGUCAAGGGACUCGCGUAGAUCCUCCACCAGCCCGAGUUCACGGUCAGUGGAGGUAAGUCCACGUGCUAGUCCAUUAUCUAUGCAAACUUCAUAUUCGGACUCUGUGUCAGAUAGGUCGCGUUACUCCAACAGGCGCAGCCUGCCACACAACGACACGACCUUCAAGCAGGCUGACCUCCUCCAUGCCACACCCCAGCGUCCUCAAUAUGACAGACAUUCGGGUAUCAUAUCUGCUACUCCCAAUAGCGCCUCACCCCCCAGGGUAGUGCCGAGAGGUAGGAUUCUCAGUGAAGAAGAGAAACAACAAAAUAGGGAACAAAUUGUUCAACAAUUACAGAAAUGGACUCAGAAAUUAAAGGAUAAAGGAAAAAGUGAUACGGACGACACAAUUUCUGUCACAAGUAGUGAGGGAACAGUCAGUGGUUGUGAUAAUUUAAGUUUUCAGAAUGAUGCGACAGGUGUUUUAGCCCCACAGGUUCCUUCCAGUGCUCAGUCUCCGGCCCAUCCAACAGCUGGUAGCAGGGCAUCUGUGGCAUCCAACUCCUCCGAGACUCUGAGCUCUACAGCUGAGGGAGGUAAUGUUGCGGACAACGUUGACGGUGAUAAGAAUGGUAGCAGUAGUAAACCAAGUGAUGCGUCGCCCUCCAACGCAGUGGUCUGGCAACUACGACAGCCUCAGCAAAAUUCAUCCAACUCAAGUCAAAGCCAGCGUCAAAGUAAAGAAGGUAGUCAGUCCCCAUUGCCAAAACUCCCUGCCAGAAAGAAGUAUGUCCGCGUUGAACCCACCCCUGGGGACGAACCCCUGCCCCCUGGCUGGGAGGCUAGAGUGGACAGUCAUGGACGUAUAUUCUAUAUCGACCAUAUAAACCGUACAACAACCUGGCAAAAACCUCAGAAUGGUCAGCGAGCCGUCCAAAGGCGGCCGACCAUCAGCUCUGAACAGAGACAACAGUUGGACAGAAGAUAUCAAAGCAUUAGGAGAACUAUCACACAGAGCCAGCAGGACACCGAGAACACAUCGGCAGAGAGCACUUCAUCAGGAGGGAGUGACAACAGUCCUCAGACGUCAGCCCAGUCUCGUAUCCCUGUACCUCCCCCGCCUACACUGCCACCUACAGAAAUCCAGGACAACAGACUACCAGCCAUCAAAUUUCUUACCCGUUCAGACUUCUUCCCGAUUCUUCAGAGCAAUGAUAGAGCUAUGGUGGAGUAUAACCGAAACGGAACAUUAAAACAUAUGAUCAGUAAAAUCCGAAGAGAUGCCAAAAACUUUGAUCGAUACCAACAUAAUCGAGACCUUGUAUCUUUUAUGAAUCUAUUUAUCGAUACAAACAAAGAACUUCCAUCUAACUGGGAAAUGAAGUUUGACCGCAGUGGAAAGCAUUUCUUCAUUGACCACCAUCGGCGACUGACAACGUUUAUAGAUCCACGUUUACCUACUGAUGUCCCUCCAAUCAAUCCAGAUUUCCUCCAUACCUCGCUCUUCCGCAACAGAUCACGGCCAACUGUCGAUGACCAAAGUCGAAUUCAGCAUGCUCCCCCGCCCCCACCGCGACAUGUGGCAGUGACGGAGGUAGAGGAUAUUCCCACCACUUACAAUGACAAGGUGGUGGCGUUCCUUAGACAACCAAACUUGCCAGACAUCCUGAAGGAAACUUAUCAAGGGUACAGCAGUCACCGUCUCCGUGACAAAAUUAAUCGGAUACGCUCCGAAGGAACAGAGGCUCUCGACAAGAUGUGCAAUGAUAUGGAUCUUAUUUUACUUUUGAGUGUAUUUGAGAAUGAUAUAAUGUCAUAUGUGCCUCCACACCUGGUUCUCACCAGGACAGAAUCCCCAGGGGAGACACCGCAGGGCUCACCUAUUCAGAGAGCCAAUGUACGAGUUCCUGCACCAUACAAACGUGACUUCCAAGCCAAAUUGAGAAGUUUUUACAGAAAACUUGAGUCUAAAGGAUACGGCCAGGGACCUUCAAAGUUAAAGUUGAUGGUGAGACGAGACCAUGUAUUAGAAGAUUCAUUUAACAAGAUCAUGUCUACACCCAAGAAAGAGCUGAUGAAGAGUAAAUUAUACAUCACAUUUGUCGGCGAAGAGGGGUUGGACUAUGGAGGCCCUUCCAGGGAGUUUUUCUUCCUGCUGUCUCGUGAGCUCUUCAAUCCGUACUAUGGUCUGUUUGAGUAUUCUGCUAAUGACACGUACACUGUACAGAUUAGUCCUAUGUCUACUGUGGUGGAGAAUAAUCUCGAGUGGUUCCGCUUCGCUGGUCGAGUGCUGGGACUCGCUGUUGUUCAUCAGUAUUUAUUGGAUGCUUUCUUCACACGGCCAUUCUACAAAGCAUUACUGCGAGUCCCAUGGUCACUGGGAGAUGUUGAAGCACUGGAUGCUGAAUUCCAUCAGAGUUUGUUGUGGGUGAAGGAAAAUGAUAUUACAGAAUUAGAUAUGGAUCUGACGUUCUCUGUUAAUGAGGAAGUGUUUGGACAGGUGACUGAGAGGGAACUGAAGCUGAAUGGUAAAACCCUGGCUGUCACAGAAAAGAAUAAAAAGGAAUACAUUGAGAGGAUGGUGAAGUGGAGGCUGGAGAGAGGAGUAACCGAACAGACAGAGGGACUCAUUCGAGGUUUUCAUGAGGUCCUGGAUGGUCGCCUUGUGUCCAUGUUUGAUGCAAGGGAGCUGGAGCUGGUGAUAGCAGGAACCGUAGAAAUAGACGUCCAUGAUUGGAGGAGAAACACGGAAUACAGAUCUGGAUACCAUGAUCAGCAUCCUGUGGUACAGUGGUUCUGGACAGCCAUAGAAAAGUUUGACAAUGAAAGGAGACUUCGACUCCUGCAGUUUGUCACCGGUACUUCCAGCAUACCUUACGAGGGUUUCUCUGCUCUGCGAGGAAGUAAUGGACCAAGGAAGUUCUGUAUAGAGAAAUGGGGGCGGAUCAGCAGUCUACCUAGGGCCCACACAUGUUUCAACAGACUAGAUCUACCUUCUUACACCUCUUUUGACAUGCUGUUUGAGAAGUUAGUGACAGCCGUGGAAGAAACAAGCACGUUCGGUAUAGAAUAAGAUCAUCGCCCUGCUUACUUGAUGCUGAAAAACACUUGGAAUGGACACAUGAAGAAGACGAAGCGGAUUCUAUUUCAUCCGGAAUAUGCAGUGAUGUUUCAGAUAUCCUCAGAAUCAGUUUCGGUUUAGAUGAGUUGCCAUAUUUCAGGGAACAGAGUUAAACAUAUUAAUGGUGUACCAACCCACGGUUAAGUCUAAAGGCCAAAAACCACAGUAAAAACGUCAGUGAUUUCAUGUGCAAUUUGUGAAGGCAUAAUUGUUGUUAUAAGAAGCUGUCAUUUCUGUGAGGGCAUUAGCUAAAGUUGUCUAGAAGACACGUUUGGUUCCCACCUUGAAAUCCAUAUAUACUUAGUGCUCAGUCACUUCUGUCUGAAUCUCGCUCAAAAACCAAUAUCAGAUGAUUUAUGUAAAAACGUGUAGUGACGUGUUGUUUGGCUUUUUAUAUUCAAUGAUACAUAUCUAAAUUUCACAUGCUACAGUUUUAUACCCCACUAUUGAAUAGUGGUAAGAAUCCUAUCUAGUAUGAGGCAUACAUUUUACCUAAUUCUACAUCUAGUGGUUAUGACUUGGAUAUUAAAACUUCUACAGGAGUAUUUUCUCUGCCUUAUUUCAUUGGUUUUAACCUGGCAUAAUAGAAAUGAUAUUCAGGUGUUGUACCUUUUAAAAAUUAUCAUUGACUCAUUUUUAGCACAUAUAAAACAAAGGCAUGACAUUUUUCUCUCUUUCACUGAAUGUUAAGAGACAAACCCCGAUAUCUUUUGGGACGACAGAAGUAUUUUUCUUGGGCAUUCGUGUUAAAAUUGUGUGUAAUUUUAGUGUACCAGAAGGUUUGACAUAUGUUGUGCCGAAUGUUAAUCAAAUGUACGUUCAUCAUUGUAAUCCUCCCCAAACAAGGAUAAAAGUACUGUGUGUUGGAGAGACAGUGCAAAGUGACCUCAAAACUUGCCCACCUUACUCGCGGGAGGUAUGACGGAUAUCAAAUUUUAUCUAUUUAUUUAUACUGUUGUUGUCCAAAUUGAACACGAGGUAUACUAUUGUAGUAAAGAUAGAUAUGUGUUGUCCCUGUAUAAUCUCAGUCCUCAUGCUGUUAAAUAUAUUAAUCACAUCAUUUCAUUAACUAGAUAUUAAGAUAUUCACCACCUCAAUCAAGUUUAUCUACUUCUGCUAAAACAUCAUUUUUAAACCUCUUUUAUGUUGACAAUGAUAUUAGAAAUGUCUCCCUACCAUCUGUCAAAAACCAGUGCCAAUCUUGUUUGUUUUCAUGGGUAUUCUCCUUCAGUCUUAUUUCAAAUUUAUCAACUUUGACUUUUAAAUUUCCACAUUUUAAGUGACUACACAAAUGCCUACACUUUUUGUUAUAAAAUCACAAAUUAACGUUUAUAUAUGAAGCAUGUUUACAAUCAGCAAGUGAAAGUUAAAUGUGAUCUACAGAUAAUAUACAUAUGUAUAUAUAUCUGAAACAGAUUAAUGAUCUUUACACAAUAAUUAAUUGAUAGUGAUCUACAUUUUGACAUUCAUCUUGUAUUGUUUUAAUGUCAGAAAUGUCCUUAGUCUCAAAUUUUGUUGUUUUUUCCCCCCGCGUACUUUCGUUAUUCACAAAAGCCAUGGAAAUAUGUGUUUUCGCCAUGUAAACAAUGUAAUGCAAAGUCUGUUAUUGUCACUUUCUACAGACAAUCUUGAUAUGGAAUCAUAUUUAGCUUUCAUCAUACAAGAAGUGGGAUAAAUAAAUAAAAAAGAAUGCGGGUUUAUGACAUUGUGUCAGAUCUGAAUGCUGUAUGUGAUGGUUUACACUUUACUGACAGCCCAAAACAUAGACCAGCUUUCUUACCUAUAAUAAUCGGGUAAAGUUUUGUACAUCGUACGAUAUAUCAGCACUUCCUCUGAUCUAUUUAUGGCUUAGGUUGUUUUUCAUAUUGUUCUGUUUAAUUCAAUAAUAUUGUGCAUAAAAUCUUUUUGUUUAGAAUCUCCUGUUAGUUUUCUUUCAGUAUGAGAUUAUGAAGUUCUUCAGAAAUGUUUUUAUUUUCCUUGGCAAAUUCUUACCUCAUUUCUUUACUUUCACUAUUGAAUGGGAACUUGAAUGUGUAAUGUAUUGUAUAUCAGCCAUACUGUUGGCGUCGUCCUCCAGCCAUACUGUUGGCGUCGUCUUCCAGCCUUACUGUUGGCGUCGUCCUCCAGCCGUACUGUUGGCGUCGUCCUCCAGCCGUACUGUUGGCGUCGCUCUCCAGCCGUACUGUUGGCGUCGCUCUUAAGUCGUACUGUUGGCGACGUUCUCCAGCCGUACUUUUGGCGUCGUCCUCUAGCCGUAUUGCUGGCGUCUCUCUCCAGCCGUACUGUUGGCGACAUCCACCAGCCGUACUGUUGGCGUUGUCCUCCAGCCGUACUUUUGGCGUCGCUCUUAAGUCGUACUGUUGGCGACGUUCUCCAGCCGUACUUUUGGCGUCGUCCUCUAGCCGUAUUGUUGGCGUCGUCCUCUAGCCGUAUUGUUGGCGUCUCUCUCCAGCCGUACUGUUGGCGACAUCCACCAGCCGUACUGUUGGCGACAUCCACCAGCCGUACUGUUGGCGUUGUCCUCCAGCCGUACUGUUGGCGUAGUCGUCUAGCAGUACUGUUGGCGACGUCCACCAGCCAUACUGUUGGCGUCGUCCUCCAGCCAUACUGUUGGCGUCGUCCUCCAGCCAUACUGUUGGCGUCGUCCUCCAGCCAUACUGUUGGUGUCGUUCUAUUAAUUGUAGGGCAAUCCUUGUAAAUUAGAAAAUGGACUCACAAUAUGGACAGAUGUUGCCAUUUAAGGGAUUUCCUGGUAUGUUUUGUGUACAUUUUCUACAAUAUUCUGUGCUCUAACUUUUUUGUUAUUAUUAGAAAUCUAUUAUUGUCAUUCAUUUAUACGCUAUGGUCUGUUAUUUUGGCAGAAAUAUUAUUUUUAUCACUCUUCAAUCUGACACUCUAUAAUCUGGCGAUUGCAGCUUCUGUAAAUUAUUUUCUAUACCAAAUUUUAUGACCUAGUGAAUCUUGCAAAAAUGGUAAUGUUUGAGUACACUAAAAUAUGUACGUUCAGGGUAUUUAAUUUUUCUUGAAUCAUCACUGAUGAAGAAUUAAACACUGUUUUGUUUGUUAAAUCAAUUAAAAAGAUGACUCCCAGCUGGUGAAGAGCAGGACUUCACGAUUUGAAAUGCUUACCACUAGAUAUUGUUCUAGUAUCAAAGAAGUUAAAGUUUCUCCAUAAAUAAGUAAAAUUAUUUAUCCUUUGAUACUUAGUAUACUCUUCAUGUUUGUAUAAGUAGCUUCAUGUUAUCAUUAUAUCAAAUGACUUUCCUCAUGAAAUAAUCUAUGCCUCAUUCAAUAAACUGUUAUUUAAACGUUAUUCAGUGUCGGGGUAAACGUAAUUCAGUGUCGGGGUAAACGUUAUUCAGUGUCGGGGUAAACUUUAUUCAGUGUCAGGGUAAACGUUAUUCAGUGUCGGGUAAACUUUAUUCAGUGUCGGGUAAACGUUAUUCAGUGUCAGGUAAAAUUCGCUGUAUAAUCUCAGUAUCAGCCAAGCAAAACCAUGUCCUAUACCACAUCUGAUAAACCAUCCUUAUGUGCUCAAAUUUUCUUGUAAUUCACAGAAAUCUUAUGGCCGACCAUUUGUACCAUAUCAUCUGUUAUGACUGUUGUACUACGUGUAUUCUUGCCGUUACAUGAAAUUCCUGCCCUUGAGGAAUACCACAUAAAGUCCGAUUUAGAGACGCCAUAGUAACUAGUGGUGAUGUGUAUGAUUGGUAAUCAUUUAUUGUACAGUUAGGUGUAUACAUCUUUAUGUCUAAGUUAUGUAGGUCUGUAUAUAUUGGAGUUGUAAUGUGAUGUUGGUGUAUAUAUUGGAGUUGUAAUAUGCUAGGCGUAUAUAAUCCUUUCCUCUUUAGGAUUUUGAUGAGCUCAGGAUUGAUGUUGUGUAUCCUGUCUGCUUCGUCAAUCAACAUCUCAGAUAUUUGUCGUGUAAUUCACCUUCCUUGUUCCAUUACUAGGUAAUUGGUUGUCACAAUGUACUAUACUCUAUUACUAGUAAUGGUGUCAGUGAAAUAAACAGCAGUAUUCUAAUCACUCAAAUCAAUCUCAAAACCUCAUCUGUCAUAAUUAACAUCCUUUUUCUUAUCUUAAGUCAUAAUUAAUUCUUAGGCCUGUUCAUUUCAUUUUAAAGGGGAGAUUCAAUGAGCAUCUGUGUAUUUAACAGCUAGGCAGAUAGUUGAUUGGACAAACCUGAUGCUGGCAGACGCGGACUGUCCUGUCUUGCAAAAAGACGUGGCGAUAUGGUAUACACCGCCGAGCUGGUAACCCAGGGGUUGUACUAUACAAUAGGGUCCCUGCUUCAAACAAAUCACAAUCCUAAUAUAUAUUUAUCAGUUGUGGUGAUAAAUCUGUCAUUUGCCAAAAUAAAUAUUAAAAUAUAAUUGUAAUAUUAAAAUGUGGUUAUAAGAUGUUGUUCAUGUAAUCUAUACACUUGUACAAUGUAUAAGUAGAACAUUAAUUUUGGUCAGUAGAGAAAUAUUGAAAUGGCAUGUGAUUUUAUUUUGAAUUGUAUAAACUGCUAAUAGAUUUGGUCCUAUCCACUCGGCUUCAUGUAAGGCAAAAUAUAUAGUAAUUAAGGUAGUAACCUUAAUUAUGUAUGGCGUUGUAUGGCAAUGUAUGGCGUUGCUUUUUCCGUCCGUUCCAUGCCAGGCAAUUAUUCACAAAAACAGCAGUGUAUGCUUAAUUCAGUCAGUAUUGUAUAGUUCAGAUAGUGAUUUAUAGUAUAAAGUAGGACGUUGUCUAUAAUGGAUGAUUGCUCUUUAAUAAUAUAUUCCUCAAUUUGUUAAGUAAGGACUAAUGAUCAAGUUUGUGGAUAGUUUGUCUCGAAUGAAGCUAAGGAAAUAGUUUUUAAUAUUUCAAGAAAAAAAUAAAUUAAUUAUAAUGUUGUUGGAAAUUAUAUAGGACACAGUUUGCUAAGGUUGUGGAGCCAUAGGUUAUUGCGGAGGACCAGAAAUGUUUCUCCAUGAAUAGUAGUAGUUAGCAUUCCUUUCCACUGUCAGCUCGACUUUCACUGAUGUUGAGGUUCUGCAUGUAACAUUAUUGUAUGGUUACCAUAUACAUUAGAUAAAUGUAGACCUUGUCUCUAUGUUGUUUUUGUUUACACCAAUUUUCACUCCUGUAUACUAAGAACUUCCCAUUAAUAUAUUAAUUCUUUAAUAUAAUUAUGUAUUAAAUCUUGCAUACUUAUCUGAAGUUUUACAUUUUAAUAUUUAAACAUCAUGAUAAUGCAAAUAGCAAGCUCUUUAUGCAAUAUAUGUAAACAUAUAUACAUUAUGUGUUGUAAGUUUUUUUUUUAAUAAGUCCAUUCAUUGUACGCUGAAUUGUAUCCUGUCAAGUCAAAGUUUAUUGUAUGUUCUGGACAGGAAUAAAUUAUUUUAAUUGAG